Penicillium longicatenatum is the source of this 15198-nucleotide messenger RNA. RefSeq lists its product as uncharacterized. The transcript is spliced from 8 exons. The record is from RefSeq and is a predicted model, not a curated record. Bases 1 to 15198 code for a protein of 5065 amino acids. Gene Ontology annotation, cellular component: cytoplasm. Lineage: Eukaryota; Fungi; Ascomycota; Eurotiomycetes; Eurotiales; Aspergillaceae. Gene Ontology annotation, molecular function: catalytic activity; phosphopantetheine binding. Gene Ontology annotation, biological process: secondary metabolite biosynthetic process; amino acid activation for nonribosomal peptide biosynthetic process.
AUGAUGGAUGCAUCUGCGCGUUUUCCGGACGUGGAUCAUCACGGCGCUGUGCGCGCCAUUGUCGCUUGGCCUGUGGAGACCGUUGAUCAUUCAUUAGAGUUGGCUGCCUGGUCUUGGGCACGGGUGUUGAGCUCCAUCACAACGGACCAAUCUCCAGUCUUUUUACUGAAUGGAUCUCUAAUCAAAGUAGAUUUAUUCGCUGAAGCCAUCCGGCCGGUGAACUUAGACGCAUUAUCGAAUCUAUCUGAACUUUCUACAAAGCUCACCGCGGUGGUCGUUGGCAACGAUCCAUCAACCCUUCGUUCUUCUGUUCAGCUUUCUCCCUCGUUAACGUGGUUCGUGGACCCGACUACUCAAACGAGCACGGUGCAUUCUACAAAUAUGGAUGUUGCAGCCGUGAAUCAGUUGGGCACUCGGCUCUCCCAUAUUGUGCAAGAGCAGGUCAAGUCAGGCACACAGGUAGAACUGUCUGUUUCGGAACUGCCUCCCAUGUCUAUCGUCAACCCAUCUCCCUGCACACUACCCGGCCCACAGCUACUCCAUAAACUAGCCCUGGGUGGUUCGGAUGAUUCAAGUUCCGCCAAUCAUGCUAUCGAAUUCCUGACCGCAGAUGGAAACAUUCGCUACCUGUCAUACCAUGCUCUGGAUCGGCUGUCUUCAAAGCUGGCCGUCGAAAUUGCCCAUGCUGCAGCUUCCCGAUCCGAUGGAUCGCGCCGAAUGGUAGUUCCCGUGCUCUUACCGCAAUCCCUGGAGCUGUACAUUUCUUGGCUGGCCAUCCUCAAGGCAGGCGGUGCCUUUUGCCCGUUGAACACUGAUGCGCCACCAGAACGGAUAGAAUUCAUUCUGCAGGACGUAGCAGCAUCGGUGGUGGUCACAAACGGUGCGCUGGUCGCCCGAGUGCCCCAAACUGCAUCGGUGGCGGUGUUGAAUACGGAUAGGAUUGAAGCUGAUAAGACCAAUCUCGCACCACCAGUCGUCGAGGUGUCACCGUCAGAUCUGGCGUACGUCAUGUACACAUCUGGCUCAACUGGGCGCCCCAAAGGCGUUGGAAUUUCCCAUCUAGCUGCCACUCAAUCUUUGCUGGCCCAUAAUGACUUGAUACCCUCAUUCAAUCGAUUCUUACAAUUUGCAUCCCCCACAUUUGAUGUCUCUGUGUUCGAAGUGUUUUUUCCCUUCAUGCGAGGCGUGACCCUCAUCGGUUCGGAGAGAGAAAACAUGCUUCUCGACAUCUCCCAUGUGAUGACGGUGAUGCAGGUCGAUGCCGCUGAGCUGACUCCCACCGUAGCGGGAGAGCUGCUGCGCACCCGCUCCGCUGCACCCUCCCUAAAAGUUCUGCUCACGAUUGGUGAAAUGCUCACUAAGCAUGUGGUGGAAGAGUUUGGGCAGUCAGAAUCUUCGGACGGAAUUCUGCAUGGGAUGUACGGUCCAACUGAAGCUGCAAUCCACUGUACCGCAGCGACAAGAUUCCAGUCCAAUGCGCGAGUGAACCUGAUUGGUAAACCUUUCAAAACCGUGUCUGCUUUGAUUACGUCCUUGGAAUCCGAAGACAAGUCCACCCCAGAGGAGCUACGAAUUCUCCCAAUGGGCGAAAUUGGUGAGCUUGUUGUGGGCGGCCCGCAACUGGCAGACGGAUACAUUAAUCGACCCGAAGAAAACGCCAAGGCAUUUAUUGACAGUCCGUGGUAUGGUAGGCUCUAUCGUACGGGUGAUAAAGCUCGAAUGUUGCCCUCGGGUGAGAUUGAGUGCUUUGGUCGCAUCUCUAGCGGCCAGGUCAAGCUACGUGGUCAGCGAAUCGAGCUAGGCGAGAUUGAACAUGUCAUCCUCAGAGCUCCUGAGGUAAGAAGUGCUGUAGCUAUCGUGGGUGGCGGCAGCUUGGCCGCAUUUGUUCUGGUCAAUGACAAAGGCCUCACCGAUCACAAACUCCGCGACAUCUGUCGCCAGCAGCUACCUCGCUUUAUGGUGCCGGGCGAGUUUAUCCUGGUUGAUCAAUUCCCCCAGCUACCGUCGGGCAAGAUUGAUCGUAAGGCACUGGAGGCCGAUUUCGCUCGACACCGCACUGCUGUCCAGUCUAUUGAUCAAGGGCCCUUUCGAAACGAGCUCGAGGAGACUAUUGCAUCAUGUGUUAGCGAUGUUCUUGGCAGACAAUUUCCGCCGACUGAAAGUCUGGUAGCAGGCGGCCUUGACUCGCUAGCAGCGAUUCGAUUGGCGUCACAUCUCCUGGGUGCGGGUAUCCGCCUCGAUGUGACCCAUUUGCUGGAUGUGGAUUGCAUCGAUGGGAUCUGGCAGCUUGCUCAAGAAAUUGAAACUACAAAACCAACCGAAGAUACGCAGAACGGUCUUUUCAGGAUUCGUGAAUUAGUUGCGAGUGCCGGAGCAGCCAGGUUAGAAUCUCUAGGGUUAGGUUCACAGGCGAUCGACAUUCAACCGAGCACCCAUAUUCAGCAGGCAAUGAUACUGGAAACGGUUCGACAUGCCAAAGCGUACUGCAACUGGGUUGAAUUGGAAUUUCAACCCGCAGCCAAAUUGACCUCUGUUCAAAAUGCAUUCGUCCAGUUGCUGGAGCAAAAUCCACUCUUGAGGUCUGGGUUUGUAGAAAUCGGUCUAAAGGACCACUCAUUUGCCCGCUUCACUUGGAAAACUUUUGCUGAACAGCUCAUUCAAAAGCGGGAUGUCUUCGAGUACGACCUCUCCUUGGUUACAGAACAUGAUAUUCUCCAUCCCCUUCGGCUUCAGUUCAAAGAAACCCAGGACAGCCUUCGGGUCCUAAUUCAUAUUCAUCAUGCACUGUACGAUGGAUGGUCCUGGCAAUUAAUGUUGAAUGAUCUCCGUCGUAUUUUACUCGGAGAGGAAAUCCCUUCUCGGCCUGCGUACGAUCUGGUGUCAGAUUAUUUCAUUGAGCACAAACUCAGCGAGAAAGCCAACGAAUCCUCUCUCUUCUGGCGGGAUCAGUUACAAGGGCUCUCUGCUAUCACUUUCCCCAGUUUCCAUGGGAAAAUGGAUGUCACAUCAGGUACAAGGGAGGCCAUUCGUGUGCUCGACGUCUCCGUGCCGAAACUUAACGAAGUAUCGCAACGUCUACUGGUGGGCCGGCAGACCAUUUUCCAGGCCGCAUUUGCCUCCAUUCUUUCCUCGUAUCUUGGAUCCUAUGAUGUUGUGUUUGGUACUGUUUUCUCGGGUCGCACCUUGCCAGUCAAGGGUAUCGAGGCAAUCAUUGGGCCAUGUAUUCGUACAUUGCCAACACGCAUGCACCUCAACAAGAUGCAAAAUGUAUCCGACCUUCUUCUCGCAAUUCAGAAUAUGAACCGCAGAUCUCUUGAGCAUGGCAGUCUUCCUCUACAAGAAAUCAAAAAAGCUUCCGGGGUUGACUUCCAUCAGAACCUCUUUGAUACUGCCCUGGUGUGGCAAGAAAAUGUUUGGACAAAUGACAUGCAAUGUGAGCUGUUCCAGGAAGUUGACACAGCAGAGUUCCUGGAGUUUGUACUCUUAUUAGAGUUUGAGCCUAGGGGCGACAAAAUCCAUGCCAAGGCAACUUACCAAAAUUCUAUCUUCCCGCCUGAACAGGCACAAAUUCUUCUGGAACAGAUUGACCUGGUGGUAUCAAUCCUCAUCGAUUCUCCUGCGCUUCCAAUUAAUGAAGUGGUUGGCUAUCUUCCCCCGUCAAGCUUGUCAAUUUGCAACCCAAAUCCCGUGACCCAGAGAAAUCGCUCAAGCCUGGUCACUGGGGUUGAGACGAUUGCCAUCAUUGAACCUUCUCGAACGGCAAUUGAGACUUUGCUUUCGACAGAUGAAGAUUUCAGGUCGCCAAAAAUCCAAAGCAUCACAUUUGGCCAAUUGAACUCUCGAGCUAAUAAGCUUGCACAUUACCUAGUCCAGCAGGGGCUCACAAGGGACAACUUGGCUGCAAUUUACCUCGACGAAUCAAUUGAUUUCUAUGUUUCCAUGCUAGCAGUCGCUAAGAUUGGAGCUGGAUUGUUGCCUCUUAUCGAUCAAACGUCUUCACAGACAAUAGAAUCAAUUCGGGCAACUUCGAACGUGCAGCCAUGGAUCAUUCGAUCAUCUACACCCCCCAAUGAUGUAUCAUUCUCGUUGCAUUCGUUUCCCCAGAUCUUUCUCCCUACCUCUUUGAGCGAAUACUCAGAAGAUAAUCUUCUUACGACUCACGACUCAUUCUAUAUUGUUUGUGCUGGCGAACGGCCCACGGAUAACGACUUGACAAACCUUGCGUAUCUUUCUCACAAUAACCUGCAAAGCCAUAUCAAUGUGCUGGCGGAGAAUUACCCCACCACAAUUGGAUCAAAACUCCUUCAAGCUUCUUCACAGCUCAGUGCCUUGAUCACUGGACCAUUCUUUGCAUGGCACAUGGGAAUUACCUUGUGUGUAGCAUCAAGCGAAGACCUAUCAAGAAUGCCCUGCUCUAUCAUUAAGAAGAUGAAUAUCACCCAUCUUCAUUUGACUCCUGCAUUGGCCCGUCGCUUAGCUCCCAAGGAUGUUCCAAGUGUUCGAUUCUUGCUUACAACGGGGGAAUCAUUGACAGCUAAGGUGCGCCGGGACUGGGCUAGCAAUGGACUCCACCACGGCUACGAUUCUCUCGGCUUGGCUGGUGUCUGCACCUUAUAUCGCGACUUCCAAAGCUCAACUUCUCUUGCAAACAUCGGCACACCAUUAAGUAACACAUCUGUGAUUAUUGUGUCCGACAAACCCUCGGGAACGAUGGUUCCACGUGGUGCGGUUGGAGAAUUAUGCUUUGGAGGAGAUCAAGUUGGACGCGUAUUCCCUAAAUUCCACGAAGCGCUCGGUGGAUGUUUCAUUGAGCACCCGCAAUUUGGCCGGUUUUACAGAAGUGGUGAUUAUGGCAGGCUUCUUCCAGAUGGAUCUAUUCUGGCGGUUCCCCAGCAUGACCAGUCUGCUGCCUUUGGAGAAACUGACAAUAUCAUCACCUCCUCAAACUUCGUCGAAGAUGCCGUGAGCAUGAUUUUGAACAACCCUCUCACUAAUCAGCAGCAAUUGGUAACUGUCUGGGUUCCUUCGGAGUGUCCCAAAGAUCUAUCUAACUCUGAGAAACUUGCUCUGAUAACUAAGGAUCUUUUCGAGGAACUGAACAAAAAGCUCCCAGCGUCUGCAGUUCCUUCUCUUCUUGUUCCAAUGGACAAAUUGCCUAUGACAAGGCAGUACGAGUUUGAUCAUACAAGGAUUCGGAAACAUAUUGAAGAGAUGGGCCUAGAAAGACUUGCGACGUUCUCCCGCAGUGGUGUUGAUGACUCGGAUGCUGAUUUUACUGAUAUUGAGAAGACCAUUGCAGUAGCCCUUUCAGCAGUGAUUGAAAUUGACCUGCAGAAUGUUGGCAGGAACACAUCCUUUUAUAAGCUGGGAUUGGAUUCCCUAACGGCCAUUUCCUUCUCGCGAAAAUUACAGGAUUCAGGAUGUGGAAGACUUGCAGUUUCUACAAUUCUGCGGCAUAGCUCUGUUGCUCAGCUGGCCACUGUUAUUCCUGGGGUGAUCAAUAGCCACAAGCCUACGCAGCCCAGCCUGCAAAGCGGUUCCACAUUCACAUUUGAUGAGAGUUUCAUUGCUAAAAUCAAAAAUGAUGUCCAGCAUGAAAACACUUCUAUCCAACGCGUUUACCCAUGCACGCCACUACAAGAGGCGAUGCUAGCAGCCGAGUCUGAUACAAACCCGGCGUACUUCAAUCAUAUCCUGCUUCGUGUGAACACGGAUAUCGGUGCCUUGAAAAGCGCAUGGGAUCAGAUGUUGCAUCGGCACGACAUUCUUAGAACUUGCUUCAGGCCGACCAAUGACAAGCAAUUCGCAUUUGCACAAAUCGUCCUAGAAAAUGCAGUACUGCCUUGGGUCUUCGUCGAAACUUCUUCACACGGGCUCGCCGAGGACGUUGCGAAAAGAAAAUUGGAGUUUGAGCGCCAGUCAUUAGUCGAUGGCAAGCUUCCCUACUCAUUAACUAUUCUCACGGAGGUUCCCGCACAAAACGCCUAUCUUCUGUUGUCAAUCCAUCACGCCUUGUAUGAUGGAGAAGGGAUAGCGACUUUAUUACAGGAGCUUCAGCUUGCGAUUACGGGUCAGACACUGCCAAAGACUACGCCCUUUCACAGAUUCAUUGAUUAUAUGGCUUCCACUAGCUCUGAUGGAUCUGACGAAUUUUGGGAUCGCUAUCUAGCUGGGGUGACACCGACCCUGUUACCCAUACCCAAAGGAAACAGGGCCUCGAUAGAUUCAUCUGCUUCAGAGCAAGUCCAUAUGAAUCUCAGCAUCUCUCUCGCCUCCGUCAAACAACAGUGCAAAGAACUUUCUGUGACACUUUUGAAUGUUUUCCAUGCCGCUUGGGCAAGACUACUAGCUUUGCAUUCCAACUCUUCGGAUGUCUGCUUUGGCAAUGUAUUUGGAUGUCGAACUAUUCCCCUGGAUGGUGUGGAUAGCAUAGUUGGGCCUUGCUUUAAUACACUUCCCAUGCGAGUCAAGCUAUCUCCAACUUCAACAAAUGCGGAUAUCAUGAAGCUAUCCCAGAAACACAACAGUGAUAUCUUACCUCACCAGCUUACCUCUUUGCGUCGCAUCCAAAGGCGUGCCUUGCAUGGGGGCUCCCAACUCUUUGACACUUUGGUCAUUCUUCAGCAGAGCAAAAAUGACUUAGACACGCGUUAUUGGGAACUUCUUCAAGAUGAAGGAAACAUGGGAUUCCCACUUAUCUGUGAAAUCAUUCCCGAUGAGAAACAGGACGAAAUCUCGAUAUGUCUCCAUUUCCAUACGUCUCUCUUAACGCAAAAGGUGGCGGAAAGCCUCGCACAAAGUUUUUUGGCUCUCGUUGAGCACACGAUGCGAUACCCAUCGGCACAGGCUUCCGAAAGGGGGUCAGCCGGCAUUACCCAAAUAUUCGAGACGAGACAGGUUCAACAAGACGUUUCCACUCAACAAUCUCUGGAUAAGCUACAGGCAACUCGCUCGUGGUCUGAUCAGGAAAAGACACUCCGAGACAUUGUCUCCGAUUUUGCAGGUAUUAAUAAGGAGGCUGUUUCGCUGCAUACCACCAUCUUCCAACUAGGGCUCGACAGCAUUCAUGCGGUUCAAAUUUCGGGAAGACUUCGCAAGUUGGGAUACAAAAUCUCAGCAGGUGACAUUCUCGAGGCAGCUUCAAUCGAUAAGAUUGCAACUCUUUUCGAAACUGGCGAGAAAGAAGUUCAGAAAAAAGAGUUCGACUUCGGAGCUUUUGAAAACCAACAUCUUCAAUCCGUUUGCGAGCAAUUUGGCAUAUUCUCCCACACCGUGCAGGCUUUGCGACCUUGCACGCCUGUUCAAAAUGGCAUGUUGGCCCUUUUCACCCAUUCGCAUGGCAGAACAUACUUCAAUCGCAUGUCCUUGAAUUUUCCGAAAUUGUUGAACACUGCAUUGCUGAAGGACGCUUGGACCAAGGUUAUGGCACAGCACGAGAUGCUCCGAACUGGUUUCGUUCAACUGCGUGAUCCGCAAUAUCCAUUCGCCAUGGUCACCUACAAAGAAGGCAUCGAACUCCCAUGGAAUGAGUCAGCAAAACUUACUACAGAUAAGGCCGAUAAUCAAGAGCAGCAGACUCUCGACAAGCUUCACCGGCCCCCAUGGCAGAUCACCAUUGAGUCCGCUGAAGAAGUGACCACCAUGUAUUUCUCUGCGCUUCAUGCUCUUUAUGAUGCACAAUCUCUCGAAUCAAUCUUUUCCGACGUGAUGAUGGCAUAUGAAGGGAAAAAACUAGCCGAGGCUUCUCCAAUCGAGAGCACCCUUGGUCCCAUUUUAAUCGAGAGCCAAGCCCAAACUCAAUCUGCGCAAAAGUUCUGGCAGGAAUUGGCUACAGAGAUGCAUCCAUUCAAAUUCCCGGACUUGAAUCCUAAGCGCAUGGGAAAACAAGAGCUUCUAAGCAGCUCUAUUCGCUCCUCACGGACGAUCGAGACUCUCGAGGCUCGCUGCCGUGAUAUUGGUGUCACAUUGCAGGCAGCUGGGCAAGCAGCAUGGGCCCGGCUUCUCGCUGCGUACACAGGUGAAAAGAGUAUCACUUUCGGUACAGUCCUUUCUGGCCGCAAUUUGUCGACAGAAGCACAGAAUGCAGUUUUCCCAUGCUUGGUGACCGUUCCAUCGUCUCAGCGCAUCGAAGGGAGCAAUCAGGAUCUGCUGAGUCACAUCUUGAAGAGAAAUGCGUCCUUGACCAAGAAUCAAUUUACGCCACUUGCACAAGUUCAGCGCUGGCUUCAAAGUGAUGAACCUCUAUUUGACACACUUUUUGCCUACCAGAAGUUCAGUUCGCAUUCAAAUGUCUCCAAAUCCUGGAAUGUCAUUGACGAGGAGACAAGAAUCGAUUACCCCAUCUCUAUUGAACUGUUACCACUUUCAGCCGACCUUGAGAUCCGAAUCAGCUACAGAACCGACAUCGUUCCCCCGGGUCAGGCCGUGCUUCUUUUGAAGCAGUAUGACAAGCUAUUGGAGCAGACUCUUUUCUCUCCAGAGUUCAACUCGGACGAUUAUAUGUUCCUCGAGAGCGAGUUCCUCUCCAUAACUCCUGCCAAAGAGAAAAUCUUGCCCACGUCGGUUUCUCUGUUGCAUCAUUUUGUUGAGGACAACGCCGCCAAGGUCCCGGGGAAAAUUGCAUUCGAGUUUGCAUCCGGUGUUGAUUUGGACAAUCUUCAAUUGAAGACUUGGUCCUAUCAGCAAUUGAAUGAAGACGGUAACCGGAUUGCCCAUUUUCUUCAGAGCAAGGGUGUUAAUCCAGGUAAAAUGGUUGCGAUUUGCUUCGAUAAAUGCCCGGAGGCAUCCAUCGCUAUACUAGGCAUUCUCAAAGCUGGCUGUGCAUACUUGGCCAUCGAUCCCUCCGCCCCUAUUUCUCGCAAGCAGUUCAUCUUGGAAGAUUCGAAUUCCAAAAUUCUGCUUUGCAGUCUAUCGAAAAAGCUGGAGCUACAGAACCUAUCUGGUGUGGAAAUUCAUGCAUUAGAUGAGCCUGGUGUAUACCAAGGUUUCCACAGCGGUCCCCCUGUGCUUUCAAGCGAAAUACGGUCAAAUGACACAUGUUAUUGCCUUUACACCUCAGGGACAACCGGCACGCCAAAGGGCUGUGAGAUCACUCAUGAUAAUGCCGUACAGGCCAUGCUAGCGUUUCAAAGGCUGUUUUCACCGCACUGGGAUGAAGACUCUCGCUGGCUACAAUUUGCUUCUUUCCAUUUUGACGUUAGUGUUCUUGAACAGUACUGGAGCUGGAGUGUCGGAAUUUGUGUCACCUCUUGCCCACGUGAUCUUCUCUUCGAGGAUUUGCCAGGGACAAUUCAAAAGCUCCAAAUCACACACAUUGAUCUGACGCCCAGUUUGGCAAGAUUGGUGCACCCUGAUGAAGUUCCUUCCCUCUGUCGAGGAGUAUUUAUCACUGGCGGAGAAGCCCUGAAGCAAGAGAUCCUCGACGCCUGGGGCCACCAUGGCGUUAUUUACAAUGGAUACGGUCCAACCGAAGUCACCAUCGGAUGUACCAUGCUUCCCCGAAUGCAGGCUAAUGAUAAGCCCUCAAACAUUGGUCCCCAAUUUGACAAUGUUGGGUCCUAUGUUUUCCGUCCAGGAACAUCGACACCCGUUUUGCGCGGUGGUAUUGGCGAGCUUUGCGUGUCUGGUCCACUUGUUGGAAAGGGGUACUUAAACAGAGCUGAGCUGACGAAGGAGCGAUUCCAGGACUUGCAUGAGCACCAAGAUCGCAUCUACCGAACAGGCGAUUUGGUCAGGAUUCUGUGUGAUGGCAGUUUCCAAUUUCUUGGUCGAAUUGAUGAUCAAGUCAAGCUGCGCGGACAACGACUCGAGAUUGGGGAGAUCAACGAAGUCAUGAAACAAGCAACGCCCGAAUUGAAUGAAAUCGCUACCCUAGUUGUCAAGCAUCCCAAGCAGUCCAAAGACCAGCUCGUCUCUUUCGUCACCAAGGUAGGCGCCGGUAAGAAUACUCGUUCAGUGGAAAUUCACACCUCCGAUGGCAUUGGAUCUUUCCUGUCAACCAUCAAGGCGGCCUGUCAUACACACCUCCCUGGAUAUAUGGUGCCAACCCAUAUUGUUCCACUGACUCGUUUCCCUCUAUCUGCUAAUAACAAGGUCGAUAUGAAAGUCUUAAAGAGCCUUUACCAAGAGCUUUCUUUGGAUGAUAUUCAAAAAUUGACUGCGAUGGUUGUCAAUCAAGCACCAAAAAGUGCAUGUGAAGAGGAUAUAAUUGCUGUGCUAUCAGACUUCAUUGGAUCUACAGACUUGGUCAUCUCGUCGUGGUCAAGCAUUUACGAGUUGGGGCUUGAUUCCAUCUCAGUGAUCUCCUUUUCUAGGAAUCUCAGAGAGGCCGGCUUCCCCAAUGCUCAGCCAUCAUUGAUAAUGCAGUAUCCCACAAUCGCUGCUAUGGCCUCGGCUCUACAGGAAUCUACCGGCGAAUCUCCUUCAAUGAACAAUCUUCACCGAAAUGCAAAGCAAUCCAUUCAAGCCUUUGCUCAUAAGCAUUCCCAUUCCAUAAUGGCAAAAAUUGGCGUGACCGAAAACGAUGUCGAACAGAUUGCACCUUGCACACCGCUUCAGGAAGGAAUAAUUUAUCAUUUCCUGUCGAAUGCAACACCCAUGUAUUGCUCUUCUUUCAGCUUCGAAUUACACUCUUCUAUCGAUUUGGAUAGACUGAAGGUAAGUUGGCAGCAGGCGCAAAGUCAAGUACAAAUGUUGCGAGCUCGAUUUUUACCCUCCUCGGAUGGUUAUGCUCAAGUCAUUCUCAAAAGAGAUGCGAUUCCUUGGUUCCACACGAAGGUCGCCUUUGACGGUACAUUUGAGGAUGCCCGGAUGCAGCAAGUUCAUCGAUGGUCUUCUAAUCUUGACGGUCUUCCUACAAGACUUUGGGAGGUGGGAGUAUUUACCUCUCCGGCAAAGUCGAUCAUGUGCCUCAAUAUGUUCCAUGCUUUGUAUGAUGGAAUCAGUUUGGGUCUUCUUCUUGACCUUGUCGCUGAUAUCUACCACGGUCAUUCGAGAGCCUUUGAUAAAUCCCCAGAGUUCCUUGACGUGUUGCAUCUUGGACCUCUUUGCAAAGAUCCUGCAGCAGAAUCUUUCUGGAAAGAGCAUUUUGCAACCUGUCAGACCCGCCCUCUAUCGAGCUCGAAAGAAGGCCAAGAAACCUCUUUCGUGGAAACGCUCCGGGUUGAUACCACAAAUCAUCUGGACCUUUUAAGAAAGUCUCUCAACACCACCGAUCAAGCCAUUCUUCAUGCCUGCUGGUUAUUGACGCUCCACCGGCAGUUUGCCUUUGUUCCGCCACUUGGUAUUGUUGCCUCGGGUCGCACAAUUGACAUUCCUGGGAUUGAAAGUGUCAUUGGUCCUUUAUUCAACACAAUUCCAAGCAAUGUACAGCUCCGUGGGCUCAAGUCCUGGGCAGAGGCGGCUCAGCGGUGUCACGAAUACCACGUUUCUACGAUGACAUUCCAAUCCACCGCCCUUCGUGACAUAGUGAAAUGGCUCGGAAGAAUUCCCGAUGAGCCACUCUUUGACUCACUCUUUGUUUUCCAGCGAGAGAAUUCUGAAGAAGAGUCAUCCGCGAGCAGUCUAUGGACUCCGAUCGACUCGGAGGCCGAGCAUGAGUAUCCGUUGGCAUUUGAGAUCGUGCGCCAUGGCAACAAAUAUCUCACCUUGACUCUUGCUGCAAAGGAUCAUGCUGUGUCUUUGGAGACGGCUCAAGAACUGCUCGUGAACUUUGAGCAAAUCUUGUCCGAAUUUGCACAAAACCCUAACAAUGAAAUACCCUAUCUCAAUGGAGUUGCGGAAACCUCCGAAACAACUCGGAACGACGGAGAAUCACAGGUUCAAGAAACCUCUGAUCAUCAUGACAGUGAAGUCUCAUUUCAGUGGACUCCAGAAGCUUGCAAAAUUCGGGAUGUCAUUGCGAGUCUUUCCGGGGUCGAUGCAUCUUCAAUCCGAGGAGUAACAUCUAUUUUCGAAGUAGGCUUGGACAGUAUUGAUGCCAUAAAGCUGUCAUCUAGGUUGAAUAAGGUGGGAAUCAAGCUUCCUGUGAGCACCAUUAUGCGCGGCCGCACAGUCAAAGCUUUGGUCAGUCAGCUGGCUGUCUCAACCCAUGAGGAGCAAACUGGCACAUACCCAUUGUUGAAUCAGAUUGAACGAUCUCUGACAAAAUUCCUCAAAAAGGAAAGUCUUUUGCCUCAACAUGCUUGUCGAGUUCUCCCAGCUACUCCAAUUCAAGAAGCUAUGGUCGCAGAAAUGGCUGCAUCGGGAUAUCAGCAUUACUACAAUCAUGAAGUUCUCAAGCUAGAGCCGCAGGUCGAUCACACAAAACUACAGCAGGCGUGGGCAACUGUUGUCAAAACUCACCCUAUUCUACGCACGUCCUUCGUUGAGGUCUGGGAUCCCGAGAUACCCACUUCUUAUGCUCAGAUUGUUCAUAGUGAGGAUACUUUUGAUUUCCAAACUACGGUUCUGCAUGGAUCAACAGUGGAGUCUAUUAUUGGAUUACAGCGCAAGAGAGCCUCUACUGAACUCGCAAAUUCCCCGCUUCUGACAGUCACACUCACCAUCGAUGGAGAUGACCAUUACCUCAUUCUGUCUAUUGCACAUGCUCUCUAUGAUGGCUGGUCAAUCAACCUGCUACAUGAGGAUGUGGCAAGAUCCUACCUUGGAGAGGAUUGCGCUCGUCCAGCUGCCGACUCGAUCCUUGAACAAGUCCUUGCAUCCUCUGGAGAACAGGCUCUCAAAUUCUGGAGAGCAGCCCUAUCCAACUGUAUGCCAGUCACCUUCCCAGAGGGCAAACAUUCGGAGAUUGGUUCAACUGUGGUUCACCGUGCAGAGAAGCCCCUAUCUGUAUCAUCCGAGAAGGCCGACGCCUUUUGCAGGCGCAAUGGCAUUACCAUGCAAGCGCUUUUGGUAAGCUGCUGGUCUCUUGUUCUAGCUACGCAUGUCAAGAGGCUGGAUGUUGUCUUUGGGCUUGUUUUCUCUGGUCGUAACGUCGCAGAAUCCGAGUGUGUGAUGUUCCCAACCAUGAAUACUGUGGCCAUGCGCGUCAUUCUGCAUGGUUCUCGUCUGGAUCUGGUGAAGUAUGUUCAAGAGACAUUGUUGGAAAUCUCCGAGUAUCAACAUUUCCCGUUGCGACGAGCUAGACCUGACACCAAGUCAUGUCAACUAUUCGAUACGCUUUUCAUCUACCAGAAGAGACCGUCCGAAGGCGAACACGCCGGGCAAACUCUUUACAGGUCCACUGGGGUUGGUGCAUCGGAUGUUGAGUAUCCGGUCUGCGCCGAGGUUGAGAGUGUUGGAGAGAGCCUGGUGGGUCGAGUGGCUUGCCGCGGUAGUGUGCUUGGAGAACAAGAUACCCUGGACUUGCUAGGACAUAUGGCACAUGUCUUAUUAUCAAUUGUGGAUGAGCCAGCUCAACAGACCGUUGAUUUCAGUGGAGGGGCGAUGAACAUUUGUGGUUACCUGGUCUCCCAGGAACCCUCUGUUCACGAAGGUGAAUCUGGAACCCUGCAUCGAGAGUCUGGCCCACGGGAGUGGUCACUAGUCGGGUCAAAGAUUCGCAAUGUCCUUUCCAUUGUCUCUGGAGUACCCGAGGACGCAGUUGAUCCGAAAGCCAAUAUCUUCCAGCUUGGCUUGGAUAGUAUCAGUGCCAUCAAGGUCGUUGCCCUUCUGAAGAAGCAAUCCGUGAAUUUGACUGUCAGCGAUAUGCUCAAAGCAGGAACGAUUGAGAAGAUAGCGGCAGCAGUCAACACCAAUCACUCAGAUCUCACUCCAGCGCAGAUUGCUAAAGCACUUGAUGAGUCGCUUGGGGAUAUUCAAACUACAACACUGCUCCAGUCCUACGGUAUUGAUCUGGAUCACGUUCAACAAACAAUUCCUGCUACCGCUGGACAGAUUUAUUUCCUGGCAAUGCAUUCUUUGAACCCCAGUGCGUUCUAUCCCGAAUUCUUCUACUUGUCAUCAAGGCAACUGGGUCCGGAGAUUGUCGAAAACGCCUGGUCUCGUCUUAUAGAGCAAACUCAGAUUCUCCGAACAGCAUUCGUUCCGACCAGCGAUCCACGGGUGCCGUAUGUCCAAGUUGUAUUCAAAUCGACACAAAUCCCUGUGAACUGGCAUGAUGCUCUUGACGAUCAGCUUGCCGCUGCAAGUACUAAUCGGGAGUUUGGUUCGGUGCCGGUCGCACUUCAUGCUUGUCAAACCAGUAAAGGCACGGCAUUUACCCUGAAGAUUCAUCACGCUCUCUACGAUGCAAUCAGUCUGCCAUGCAUGAUGGAUGAUUUUGCCCAGCUCUGCGACAACAUGCAGACCCACUUGAAAUCCGAGUCUCACGACAUUUCCCAUCUCGUGGCCGUUCAGCACGUUCAUUCGCCUGUUGGUGUUCGGCGCCUAUUCUGGGAAAAUUACCUGGACCAAAUCGCAAUCCGAGGGACUGAACAUCAACGAUUGGGUGAUUUUGGCGCUAUUCAGCAGCACUACCGACCGGGACUCGUUUCGAACAUGUCUCUGAUUGAGAAGGCCGCGAAACUUCGGGGCCUUGGUAUUCAAUCAAUCUUCCUGGCAAUUUAUGCUCGAUUGCAUGCCCAGACUUUUGGUAAUUCCGAUGAUCUUGUGGUUGGAUUGUAUCUCGCCAAUCGAUCAUUCGUCGCGGAGGGCCUGUCUGAACUUGUCGCUCCUACAAUCAAUAUCGUUCCACUGCGCCUAGACAACAAAAUUCACAGUGGUGACAACUCAAUUUUCUCUGCGGCCGGGAAAAUCCAGGAUGAUAUCAGCCUGAUCAGUAUGAUUGAGCAUUCUUGCGUGUCUCUGGUUGAGAUUGCUGAAUGGACCGGGGUCCGCAUCAACACUUGUAUCAAUUUCCUGCGUCUGCCUGAGGUUAAAGACUCGACCGACACUAGCGCCAACCAGGUCAUCUUCAAGUCCGUCUCAUACGAAGAGAUUGGCAAUUCCGAUGGGGCCAAGCUUAAUAACGCCACACCGUCUCUGACCAACGGUAACACUGCAGCGCCCGCUUUCACGCAAGUGAUGCGGGCAGCUACUUCAACGGCGGCUAUGAGAGAUGUAUUCUGGCCUACGAUCGACGUGGAAGCAGCCAUCCGAGAAGACCAAUUGGACUUUGGACUCUUCGCCCCAGAUUCUCGACUGGACCAUACUACCGCAAACCAGAUGAUUGAGAAAAUGCAGCAGGGCAUGAAUGCCCUAGUUGAGGGCGCUCAAUGA